Messenger RNA from Nerophis lumbriciformis (worm pipefish), 1035 nucleotides. NCBI's taxonomy places the organism in Eukaryota, Metazoa, Chordata, Actinopteri, Syngnathiformes, Syngnathidae. The record is from RefSeq and is a predicted model, not a curated record.
AUGACGGACGACUGUGAAUUUAGUGAAGACGUAGGCAUGAGGAUGGAAGAGGACGGGGAGGCGUACAGCGACGACCCCAUGACCACCGGAGCGGUGGGGGACGGCGGCCUGGCCGGAGGCGAGGCCGAGGGGGCGAGAAUCGACGCUAGUAAAAAUGAAGAGGAUGAAGGGAAGGUGUUUGUUGGCGGCCUCAGCUGGGACACGACAAAGAAGGACCUAAAAGAUUACUUCUCCAAGUUCGGGGAGGUUAUCGACUGCACUCUGAAACUGGAUCCCUUGACUGGCCGCUCCAGAGGAUUCGGCUUUGUGCUCUAUAAGGAAGCCACAAGUGUUGACAAGGUGUCCGCACAGAAGGAGCACAAACUCAACGGGAAGGUCAUUGACCCCAAAAAAGCCAAAGCCAUGAAGAGCAAAGAGCCGGUAAAAAAGAUCUUCGUGGGCGGCCUUUCUCCCGACACUCCAGAAGAGAAAGUCCGAGAAUACUUUGCCACUUUUGGAGAGGUGGAAGCCGUGGAGCUUCCCAUGGAGGGUAAAACUAACAAAAGGAGAGGAUUCUGCUUCAUCACGUUCAAGGAAGAGGAACCGGUAAAGACCAUCAUGCAGAAGAAGUACCACAACAUCGGCCUAAGCAAUGUAACGCCACUUCCUAUACUCACGUGGGGUUUCGCGGACGACAAGAACGUAACCGGACUGUGUUGUGUGCAGUGUGAAGUGAAGGCGGCCAUGUCCAAGGAACAGUACCAGCAGCAGCAGUACUGGGGAGGCAGAGGAGGAUACUCGCCCAGGUCUCGAGGACGGGGCGGAGGUGCCGGUCCGAACUGGAAUCAGGGUUACGGCAACUACUGGAGUCAGGGCUACGGGAACUACAACUACGGCAAUCAAGGCUACGGGGGCUACGGCGGCUACGAUUACUCUGGUUACAGCAACUAUUACGGAUACGGUGGCGACAGUAUGCCCUCGUCUGCAGAUCCACCGGCCGGAUACGGCAAGUCGCCUCGGCGCCCUGUUCACAGCAACAGUUACAGACCGUACUAA